Messenger RNA from Lachancea fermentati, 705 nucleotides. Lineage: Eukaryota; Fungi; Ascomycota; Saccharomycetes; Saccharomycetales; Saccharomycetaceae. The record is from the annotation of a GenBank genome assembly.
AUGAAUUAUCCAACUGAUGAGUAUGAUAUUCGUCUAAGAAAUCUUGAAAAAAACCAAGAACGCUAUACUAACGUAAGAAACAGCAACGGUUAUGGUGGAAGGUACUCUUACAACAGUAAUAGCUACAGAGGAUCUUAUAGAGGCAAAUCUUACCGCGGAGGUCGUGGUGGCUACAGCUCAAAUAGGUACAAUAGUUCGUACCGUCAUCCAGAAAGCCCAGAGACGUAUCAUAAUGGGGGUUACUCACGGAGCAAUUACCGGAACGACUACUACGGCAAUCGCGGUGGUUACCACAGCUCCAACCGUCCUCCAAGCUACAAUAGCUAUUCUAACAGGUAUCCAAAGAGUCAUCCUUCAGUAAGCUACGGAAACCGUCACCAGAAUCAGUUGGACAGGAAUGCUGAGGUUUCAGUUGCCCCACCUAUAGUGGAUGCGCCCGUGAUUACAAGGCGCAUAAAUCCGAAGGACUCUCCAUUCUUAUAUCUGACAGAACUUGAUAAGUCAGUGGAUUCUGAGAAAGAUCUUGCCUAUAUUCGAGAAGUUUUUCAAGAUAGUGAUUCAAUCGAUGCCAAAUUAGAAGAGCAGAAAUUGCAAAUAUGGAAGAAUGAACUCGAGCUAGGACUUCUAAGUACACAAUCUGAAAAAGAUGCGUUGAGCGUGCAAUUGACACAAGAGAAGCUGGAUGCUCUCUUACUAAUGGAUUGA